Vanderwaltozyma polyspora DSM 70294 is the source of this 591-nucleotide messenger RNA. It is a transcript of the gene NAT3, whose product is annotated as peptide alpha-N-acetyltransferase complex B subunit NAT3. Gene Ontology annotation, biological process: N-terminal peptidyl-methionine acetylation. Bases 1 to 591 code for a protein of 196 amino acids. Gene Ontology annotation, cellular component: NatB complex. The record is from RefSeq and is a predicted model, not a curated record. The transcript has a single exon. NCBI's taxonomy places the organism in Eukaryota, Fungi, Ascomycota, Saccharomycetes, Saccharomycetales, Saccharomycetaceae. Gene Ontology annotation, molecular function: protein-N-terminal amino-acid acetyltransferase activity.
AUGAGUACAAUACAGCCUUUUGAGGCAACAGAUCUUUUCAAACUGGAUAAUAUCAAUCUCGAUAUUUUAACAGAGAACUUCCCUGUAGAAUUUUAUAUGGAGUAUCUAAUAUUAUGGCCUGAUUUAUUCUUUAAGAGUCUCGAGACAACAAUUGACUCCCAAGUAAACAAUAAUAACAUAUCAGGCUACAUGAUGGCCAAGACUGAAGGUAAGGCGCAUGAAUGGCAUACACAUAUUACUGCCGUUACUGUAGCAUCUGAAUUUCGUAGAAUAUCUUUAGCUUCAAGACUUUGUAACUCUUUAGAGGCUAUAACUGAUUCUAAUCCUCAUAAUGUUAAUUUUAUCGAUUUGUUUGUCAAAUGUAACAACGAUUUAGCAAUUAUGCUUUAUGAAAAGUUAGGAUAUAGUGUAUAUAGAAGGGUGAUAGGUUACUAUAAUUCAAGUGAAGAUGGAUAUCCAAAUACAUUAAAAAAGGUAAAUGAUGAUAAAGAUGCUUUUGAUAUGAGGAAAUCAAUGCAAAGAGAUAAGGGAAGAAGCACCAUCGCUGAUGGUAGAAAAAAUAAAUGUUAUCCACACGAUGUAAAAUUUUAA